CUGGAAUUUCAGCUCCCCACCCCACCUCCUUGGAUUUCUUCCUCUCUCCCUCUCCCUGUGCAAGCCCUUUAAAUCAGAGAUUAUUGGGUCAGUGACUCUCUUUAUCCUUCUCAAGCCAGUGUACUAAAGCUACUGAAGGAAUAUUGUUACCUAUUUUGACAGAAGUGCUUGUUAUUUUUAAUGCUGGGAUUCAUUCACAAUCUGAUUUCCUGAAGGUACUCUGAAAGGCCACCUUGUCCAAAUUCAAUUAUGGACAUAUCCUUAAUACAACACAUCUAGUCUGGUGCACUUGAUUAUAUGGUGAAGCUUCUCUGGAAAGACUAAGAACACCUCCUUGGCCAGGGUUUUUCAUCAUGGCUAUGAAGGUUUUGGAGAACAGCUGGCCCCUUUUGCUCUUUGCACUUAAUCUGAGAGGCAUCUGCUCCUCCUUUGUCAAUGUCAACCAUGGGGUGAAAGUAAUGAAGGGUCAGUCUGUCUUCCUGUCGCAAGAAGACCUGCAAUUUUCCAUUCUCAGCAAGAAGGAUGCCUGCAAAAUAGAAGUUGUGAUGAAUGAACCAAUAACUCAGAGAGUUGGGAAGCUGACUCCGCAGGUAUUUGAUUGCCAUUUUCUUCCCAAUGAAGUCAAGUACACUCACAAUGGCUGCCCAAUUGUCAAUGAAGACUGGGUCAUGCUGAGGUUAUACAGAUUUACAGAAACAGAAACGUUCACAGAGACGUUCACCCUUCAUGUUCAAUUACUUGAACCAGACUGUAAUAUUAUUAAAACAAUUCCCAAGGCCCUGGAGGUUUCUGAGUUUCAUGGCCUGUCUAAUGUCAUUGACAAGAACACAAUUUCUUUAAACUAUAACAGAAAGAUAAACUUGGAGUGCACUAUAAGCCUGAUAUCCUCAGAGACCUUUCUACCAGCCCAUGGUCAGUUGGUUACUGGAAAAGCUAAAGAAGAAGGGCCUCGUGGGGACCAUCCUCAAAACUUCUUCUCCACAUCCAAACAUAGGUGUCUGAAUGGGAACUGCACUUCAGGUCUGAAGACCGUUCAGAACAUCAGAGUGACAUGUGAGGAUUUUCUCUUAAUGGGCCUUAGAUAUCAGCACCUGGACCCUCCUUCGCCCAACAUUGAUUACAUUCCUAUCAGGCUGGAUCUCACUGACAUCCGAAGCAAGACUGUGUAUAAGUCCGAACGUGCUUGGCUUCCAGUUCAGAUCAAAGGAGCAAUUUCUAACCAGGCUCCCCAAGCUGCCUUCAUGGCUAUGUUCAUCCUGGAAACAGACCAGUUCAUUCUGAGCCCUUUGUCUACAGCCAUAUUGGAUGCUGAAGACAGUGAAACGCCCAAAUCUCUUCUGGUGUUCAACAUUACCAAGCCACCCCAAGAGGGCUUCAUCACUCAUCUGCAAGACCACACAAAGCCUAUCUCAUCCUUCACAUGGAACAGCCUGAAUGAUAUGCUUAUUGCAUAUCAACCACCAAAUAGCAGCCACUCAGAGAGGAAAAAUUAUGAGGUGGAGUUUGAAGUUCACGAUAUCCUGUUUGAAAAGAGUUCACCAAUUACUGUUUAUAUCUCUGUUAGAACAACACAUACAAAUGCUCCCCGUGUUUCAUGGAAUACAGGUCUUAAUCUUUUGGAAGGGCAGUCCCGACCAAUCACUUGGGAACAGUUUCAGAUUGUGGACAAUGAUGAUAUAAAUGGUGUUCGCUUAGUUGUCAUUGAUGGUUUACUGCAUGGACAGCUCACACUAAGAGGAGGAAAAGGAUUCAUGUUCACGGUGUCAGACCUUAAGGCUGGAGUUGUUCGUUACCACCAUGAUGACAGCGAUUCCACAAAGGACUGUAUUGUCUUUAGAAUCUUUGAUAGCCGACACAGCAGUCGCCAUAGGUUCCCAAUCAACAUUUUACCUAAAGAUGAUAGUCCCCCAUUUCUAAUCAGCAACACUGAAAUAGAAGUGUAUGAAGGUCAAACAAUCCUGAUCCAAAGUUCAAUGCUUCUAGCUACUGACAUAGAUUCUAGUGAUGACUACAUACUCUUUAACAUCACAAAAACAGCACAGGCAGGAGAAAUAAUGAAGAAACCUGGAUCAGACCUUAUUGAUUAUCCAGUGACUAAAUUUCUUCAAAAGGAUCUGUUCAAUGGGAUGAUUUAUUACCAUCAUUUAGGAGGAGAAAUAUUUGAAGAUUCAAUUGAAUUGGUUUUGUGUGAUAGCCAUGAUCCUCCUAAUUUUUCAGACAUUCAGGUAGUAAUAGUGCACAUAAUCCCUGUGAAUGAUCAACUUCCUAAAGAAGCUUCAGGAGUGAGCCGCCAUCUUUCUGUCAAGGAAACGGAGAUUACUCAUCUAACAAAGAAAUAUCUUAACUAUAUUGACAUGGAAGCUCAAGAAAGGGAACUUGUUUACACCAUAACGUCUCCCCCAUUCAUUCUGUCCAUGCAUCACCAUGCUGAUGCCGGGAAGUUAUUUCUGAUAGACAGCAUCCCUAAACUGAACAAGGAUCCUGCGGCACCAGCACUAAGAUCAUUCACUCAGCAUGCUGUAAACCACAUGAAAGUUGGCUAUAUGCCCCCUUUGCAUGAUAUUGGUUCUGAGCCUCUGUAUAUCCGGUUCAUAUUUUCCGUGAGCAAUCAACAUGGCAGAACUUUGUCUGGCAUCACUUUUAACAUUACCAUUCUCCCAGUGAACAAUCAAGUUCCAGAGGUGUUCACAAGCAACCUGAAUGUAGAGGAAGGUGGUAUAUGUAUCAUUACAGAGGGCCACAUUUUGGUUUCAGAUGAGGACACAAAACUGGAAAACAUUCACAUCCUGCUGUUAAGACCACCACUCCAUGGAACAGUUGAGCUGGAUGGGAUCCCUAUGACUCAAGGGGACAAACUGACGUGGGAAGAUUUGCACAUGUCCAGAGUCAGAUAUCACCACAAUGGCUCUGAGAUUCCACAGGAUGAUAUUGUGCUUGCAGCUACAGAUGGUGUCAAUUCCUUUGAGUUUGUCCUUCAUAUAAAGGUUAUACCUGUAAAUGAUGAACCUCCUGUCAUGAAUGCAGACCUCAUUCCUUUCAUGCAAUGUUCAGAGGGCGGGGCAGUGUUCUUCACCUCAGAAUACCUUCAUGCCACUGAUAUAGACAGCGAUGACAUGCAACUUAUGUUCAUGCUUGCGCGGCAUCCUAAGCAUGGAGUUGUGAAGAAAAAUGGACUUGUAGUGGAUCGUUUUCACCAAGCAGAUGUUAUUUCUGGAGCAGUGGCAUAUGAACAUACUAAUGGAGAGAUUGGCUUAACUCCUUUGUUUGAUAUCGUUACCUUCGUUGUCUCUGAUGGUGCAACUGGCCAAGAUGUAAAUGUCUGUUGUUAUGAUGGACCUCCUGUGCUGUUGCAUAAAUCCUUUCCAGUAUAUGACAUUAACAUCACAAUAUUUCCAGUGGAUAACCAGCCACCAGCCAUUGCUACUGGUGCCAUGUUCAUUGUGGAUGAGGGCUCGUCAGCUGCCAUUACAGUUAACCAUUUGUAUGCCACUGAUCCUGAUACCAAUGCAGAUGACUUACAGUUUGUUUUAGCUUCUUCUCCUCAAUUUGGGUAUAUCGAAAAUAUAUUACCUUCCCCAGGCUUUGAGAAAAGCAACAUGGGCAUAGGUAUAGCUUCAUUUCAGCUGAAAAAUAUGAAGGCACUGUACAUAAACUAUGUCCAAACCAGGCAUAGAAGAAUAGAACCAACCAAAGACCAAUUUAUGCUUUAUGCCACUGAUGGGAAACAUCGCUCAAUGGAGAUACCAUUUUAUAUCUUAAUUAACCCUACAAAUGAUGAAGUCCCAGAAUUGAUAGCAAGGAAUAUUACGGUGCACGAAGGCCAGAUGAAAGAACUAGAUCCAUCUAUAAUUAAUACAGUCGAUCUGGAUAUACCUCCAGACACCCUGAUGUUUACUGUUCUCCAGCAACCGCAACAUGGGUUCCUUGUUAAUGGAUUGUAUGGUACUGACAUCACCCUUUAUAAACAGGCAAUCAACAGUCACCAGCAUCAUGAACUUCUUGUGCAUGGUUUUUCCAUGGAGCUUCUGAAAAAUGGAAUGAGGCUGAUGUAUCUGCAUGAUGACUCUGACAGCCUAGCUGAUGGCUUUGCAAUACAGUUAUCAGAUGGGAAACAUAAAAUGUCAAAAACCAUUUUGGUAGAGGUCAUUCCAGUUAAUGAUGAGAAACCAAUGCUGAGCAAGAAGGGUGAAAUAGAGGUGAAUAUGGGAGAAGCCCAAAUUAUUUCUAGCGCUGUUCUGUCAACUGAAGAUAAAGACACUCCCAGGGAACAAAUUUACUAUUUAUUUGAAAGAUUCCCAGAAAAAGGACAUCUUCAACUCAAGGUGGGUCAUGACUGGGUGACUCUCCAAAAUGGAAUGAAGUGUACCCAAGAGGACAUAGACAUGAACUCUGUGAGAUAUGUGCACACAGGAACAAUUGGCUCAAAAGAGCACGACAGUUUUAUGUUUCAUUUGUGGGAUGGAAACAACAGAUCCCCAGCCAUUGUUUUCUCUAUUACUAUUAAAGGCAUGGAAAAAGGAAACAUUGCACUUUUUAUAAGACCCCUGACUGUAUUGAAAGGUGACAGAGGCCACUUGAUGACUGAUGUCCUUCAUGCAGUUGAUGGUACUGAGAAACCAGAGGAGCUCCUCUAUGUGAUAACAUCUCCACCACAAUAUGGACAGAUCGAGUAUGUCCACUAUCCUGGAGUUCCCAUUACAAGUUUCAGCCAAAUGGAUGUGGCAAACCAUGUGGUCUGCUAUGUCCAUAAUAGCAAGGCAGCUGCUCCAAGAGAUAUGUUCAGAUUUGUCAUCAGCAACGGGAAAAGCAUUAAACAUGGAAAGUUUGACAUCCUUCUGGAAACAGUAGACCGGGCGCUUCCUACAGUGGUCAAGAAUGAAGGGUUACGAUUGCUUGAAGGUGCUAUGGCGUUCCUUUCUCCAGAUGUUCUACAGCUUUCAGACCCAGAUACGGCUCCACAAAACCUUUCCUUUCUCCUAGCACAGCUCCCACAAUAUGGACAACUGUACAGCAGAGAGUCUGGGCUGGGGCAGCAAAGCUUCAGCCAGCAAGAUGUGGACAAUCUGAAUGUUGCUUAUAGACAUGGAGGAGGGGAUUCUCGGAUCGACAGAUUUACAUUUGUGGCAACAGAUGGAGUGAAUGAAGGCUUCAUUGUAAAUGGCAAGGUGCAAGUAGAGCCUUUGGCAUUCAUCAUUCAGGUGGAUGGAGCAGUAAAAACAUCACCAGAAAUUGUCCACCUUCAUUGUGCUUCAGAUGUAGAGCUUCUGAAGAAUGGCAACUAUGGCAUUUAUAUUACAAGCAGGUCACUAAAGGUAUCAAAUCAUGGUGUUGAUGACGACCAGAUUAUUUUUAGAAUUUUACGGGGACCUCAAUAUGGCUACCUGCAAAAUAUAACAACAGGUGGAUUUAUUCAGGAAGAAUUCAGUCAAAAGGAUUUAAGAAGCAAAACCAUACUUUAUAUUAUUGAUCCGUACUGGGAGGGAACCUCUGACAACCUGGAGAUUCAAGUUACUAAUCCUGAUGGAAUAUCUGUGGCACCGCAAAUUCUGGAGCUGAAGUGGUCUAAAAUUGAACUGCAACAAGAUUGUUAUGAAGUAUGUGAAAAUGUGGGGACUCUGCCUUUGAAAGUCACCCGAGUGGGACACAUCACAGAUUCUGCCUUUGUUGCAGUGAAGGUCACUGAAGUGACAGCUUCAUCAGGAAAGGAUUUUACAAUAGCACCUUCCAAACUUAUUCAGUUUGAUCCAGGAAUGUCAACCAAGAUGUGGAAUAUAGCAAUUACCUAUGAUGGAUUAGAGGAAGACGAUGAGGUCUUUGAUGUGGUUCUGAUCUCCCCUGUGAAUGCUGUUCUUGGCACCAGGACAAAAGCUCAAGUGAAAAUUUUGGACUCAAAAGGAGGUCAGUGCAGUUCAUUCCAUUCCUCCAGCCAAAACACACAUAACUUAUGGAUAAAAGGCACAUUGCUUCCAGCCUCCUCAGGCUCCUCUUCAUCUUCCAGGCAUGGCACUGUUCACUUGGAAGGAAUCCCACUGUCCUCAUCCAAGGAUAUGAUAUUGCAGCGAAGGGACAAGCUACCAGAAUUCAGAUCAGUGAAUCUUUCAAGGAGCAGGCUAAGGGCCAUUAGAAAUGGCAAAACAGUUCACCCAUCUUCCAUAUUUACAAAUGGCACUGGUGUAUUUUUAAAAUACCAUGGAAUGGCAGUGCUGAGAAUGGAAGAUGACACUCCAUCACCUAACAAAAACCAGAUGGCAACUGGAUUGAAGAAAAAUGUGGUUUCCCCAAGAAAAACAGAAGUUCCACAAGCAGACUCUAGCAUUCAGAUCCCAAAACUUGUAUUUCCAAAGAGUUGUACACCAGAUUUAAAGGGUCUCUUGCAUUUUGAAGAAAAUAUCCAAAAGUUGUUUCAGUGUGAUGGUAUUUCUUGGACUUUUUGGAAUUCCACAAGCAAGAAUGAUAAUUUGAAAACUUGUCCUCCGGGGUGGAGCCAUCAUGAUGGGAGGUGCUAUAUCCUAAUCACUGAUCAGAAAGUCCAAUGGAAUGAAGCUGCCCAGAGUUGCAAAGUACGGUACCAUGGCACUUUAGCAAGCGUGGCUUCCAAAUUACACAUGCAGUGGCUAUGGAACUUCAGUGAAAGGAGACCCUUUUGGAUAGGUUUGAAUGAUCAAAGAAAUCCAGGCGAGUUAGAAUGGAAUGAUGGAGAAAGUGUCAAUUUCACCAACUGGAGAAAAGGCCCACUUCGUCUUUCAAAGAAAAGAAGGAACUGUGUUUUAGUUCAGCAGAAGGGGAAAUGGCAACGAAAGGAAUGUAGACAGGGUAAAAGAUACAACUAUAUAUGCUCCAGAAAACUGUAAAGAAAGCUGACAUUCAAACACAUACAUGGCCUUUCUUGUGUACAGUGAUUUAAAAACAUAUUUAUUUGAGAGUGCCAGAAGAGCUCAAAAUGAAGGGACAGGUGACAGAUUUGCAGUAGGUUUAUAAAAAUCUGUUAGACUUUAAAGAUGCAACAAGAUACCUUUUUUAUUUCAUAAAAGAUGGAAGAAAUGAAAUUGUGUGCUACACCUUCAUGUCUCUUUUAUCAGUGUUUUCAGUGUAUAGAGUAUAAACUCCUUGAUAGGAACUACUGGGUGGGCAUGUACGUGAUGAUUUCCUGAACAGGUCACCUUACUCCCACAAUGUGACAGUGGUUUGAGUCUUAAAUUUUGAAAGAGUUACAGCAGGAUAUCCUGCUAUAUGUACACACAGAUACACAGUGCUGGUCUCAGACAUUUUUAAACUUGAAGUGAUAUAUACCUUCCAUGCAGCUUUGCAAUGGCUCAGAAUGCUAGAGGAUGAACAUGGUGGCUUCUUUUGAAAGUUCCACUGAAAGUGACUUUAUGUGCUUGUAACCUUGUGACAAAGUUAGCCCUGUGAUAUACUUUAGUGGAUUUUAGAUGUUAAAUUCUGAUAAUAAUUGAAGGUUAAAUGUAUUAAUGUUCUCUUUCCCCACAAAACCUAAAAUGUGGGUGGGGCUCAGAUGGUAAUGCCUUUCCACCAACUGUCAGCAUUAAAGAAUCCAGUCAGAAUUAUUCAAAAGUACUAUUAUGUCUGUUAAUAAACCCAGAGUCUUGUUUGCAAAAUACAUUUAUGCCUCAGGGAUUCUUCAUGGGUACAACUUUUUUCUUUUACAACUAGUACAACUUUUUUCUUUUUUCCCCCCAGUGUCUUGGGGAAAUUUGAUUUUUUUAAGCUUACAUGAUGCCUUUUUUUCCUUCUCACUACACCAAUGACAACAACAUGGACUGGAACAAAGAAUAGGUGGAAUUUUGUCAAUUGGAAUUACAAUCUCUGUGUGGGUUGGAAUUGAAUUACAAGACCCCAUGACAAACUUCUGGAUACUGGACAGAAACUUGCCCUAAAAAGAUGAAAAAUUGUACAGCCAUGUGAGGAUGACCCAGCUGACACAGGGUUAGCUUUCCUGUAAUCAUAUGUGUCAUUCUUCAAAAUGGUCAGGCAAUGUAACUCUCUAAGUAUUAUAAAAUAAUUAGUGAAGUUGUAAUUUGUGUGGGCUCAGUGUAAACUUGGGGAAAGCAUGAUUAUCCUGAUAGGAUAGGACAGGAUAGGAAUUCCUGAUGAACUGGAGAAAAGGGAGGGCAAUGUGGUGAAAAUAAAUUGGAAAAAACACUAUAAAUAUCUUAACAGGUCAACAAGAUUGUAAUAGUCACUAAUCUGUAACUCCAAAAGACUGCCACUGACCUAUUAAGCAUAGCGCGCUUACACCUUGAGGAUCUUCAGGGGCUUUUCAGUGUGCAGUGGUGUUGCAGAGGGGUCUCCUUGUGUUUUUCUGUUUACGCAAAAGAAGUCAUUCUCUGUCUGCCCCAAAACUAGCUUGCUGGUCUCAAUGAGCCUCUGCAGCUUUUCCUGGUUCUCUUAAUUCCGCCCAUCAAUUCCUCUUAAAGGCACAUAUCCCAUCAACCUGUAGUUGCAAACAAAGGGGUUUGUUGAAGUCCUUUAAACUGCAUUUAUAUCGAUGUACCUGUGAUAGCAGUUAUAUCAAUGUGGCACCUUUCCCAACAUAAACCCCUCCCUUGCAAAAAAAAAAGGCAAAACCGUUCCCUGGACCACACACUGCUGAAGAAGAGGACCAUGUGCUGGAUCCACUCUCUCUCUCUCUUUCUUCCUGCCACUGUUGCAGCCAGGGAAAUUGUUUUAAAAUACAGUCUUGUUUGAAAUAAAGUUAUAAAAAGCCCUCUCGAUCAUUGGAAAGAGUGCUCUCCCAGUCAUCGGAGGGGCAGAGGCAGAGCAGGGGAGGUGGAGUGGAACCAGAUAGAGACCCUGCUUGUGUUGUUCCUAUUGAUGUGUCAGUCCAAGCAUUUAGAGAGGCAGGAAGGAGUCAGCAACAGGGAAGAGGCAAGGGAGAAACGUACAAAGCAGCAUAAGGAAGAGUGAGACUAGGUGGGUUGGCUGUGGGCGAAGGGAAAAGUCUGGGGGAAAGCUGUGUUCACUGUCAACUCUGUCUCCUCUGGCUAUGAAGCAAAAUUAAAAUCAUGGUCUCACUUGCUGUGGGGAGAAUAAAAAGCGGAAGUGGGGCUUGAGGAAAAAUAAGUCCAUACAAGAAAGCUUGCUGUGAAGCACAUUGUGCAUAAUCGGCCACUAGUCCACUAGAAACAAAACGUGAUUUCUCAGAAGAAAAUCCAUCUCUGUUAUUGGCAUCAAAGAUGAUGAGGAUUAUACAAACAAAUUAGUCUCCUAUAUUAUAUAAAUGUUUUCUUUUUAGGCACAUUUGAAGUGAGUGGUUUUUUAAAAUUAUACAUACAUUCUUUAGAGAAUUCUGGAAAUAAUAGCGUGUUUAUCAUAACAAGGUUUUGCUUUAUUUAAAAUUUAAAAAACUGGUGCUAAUCAACAUUUGUAUUCCAAAUACCAUUCUAUAUGUAUGUAGCUACUGUAAUGCCUGAAUAUGUACUGUUAAUAAAAAAAUUACAAAUGAUUAAAAACAAAUUUUUAAAUGUU
Sphaerodactylus townsendi is the source of this 9486-nucleotide messenger RNA. It is a transcript of the gene FREM1, whose product is annotated as FRAS1 related extracellular matrix 1. Gene Ontology annotation, cellular component: membrane. The transcript is spliced from 37 exons. Gene Ontology annotation, biological process: cell communication. The coding region runs from base 354 to 6851 and encodes 2165 amino acids. The record is from RefSeq and is a predicted model, not a curated record. NCBI's taxonomy places the organism in Eukaryota, Metazoa, Chordata, Lepidosauria, Squamata, Sphaerodactylidae.